Molecule: messenger RNA, 1451 nt
Organism: Megalops cyprinoides (Indo-Pacific tarpon)
Lineage: Eukaryota; Metazoa; Chordata; Actinopteri; Elopiformes; Megalopidae
Gene: phyhip
Product: phytanoyl-CoA hydroxylase-interacting protein
Exons: 5
Coding region: 236-1252 (338 amino acids)
Cellular component (GO): cytoplasm
Molecular function (GO): protein binding
Source: RefSeq, a predicted model, not a curated record
GAGUGGGAGAGAAAGAGAGAGAGAAAGAGAGAGACAGGCACUCGUUUCACUUCCUAAUGGUUUUUCCUAAGGGAUCCAUCAUCCACUGCAGAGGAAGCAACGAGUGAGAGAGAGGGAAAGAGGGGUGAAUUCGAAGCUCUCGGUUUCUCAGCGGUGUCUGAUCGCAUCUGAAAACGGAUUCCAACUCGGCGCUCUUCGCAGAGACAGCACCACUGCACGGAGUUUGUUGUAGCCGAUGGCAGUCAUGGACUCCCUCUCCACACCCCAUAAUAUCCAGAUCAGCGAGGUGACGUGCGACUCCUUCCGCAUCGCUUGGGAGAUGCCUCCUCAGGAUGCCGGGAGGGUGACCCAUUACUUCAUUGACCUGAGCCGCAAGGAGGGAGGGGAUCCCAACCGCUUCAAACACAGGGAUGUCCCGACCAAGCUGGUGGCCAAAGCCGUUCCCCUUCCCAUGGCGGUGAGGGGCCACUGGUUCCUGAGCCCCAGAACAGAGUACUGUGUGGCAGUCCAGACAGCUGUGAGACAGCCAGAGGGAGGAGACUACCUGGUGUCAGACUGGAGCCAAGUGGUGGAGUUCUGCACUGGGGAUUACGCCAUGGUCCACCUCCAACAGCUCCUGGAGAAAGCCAAGGGUGCAUCAGGAAGAAUGCUAAGGUUCUCUGUGUUCUAUCGUAACCAACACCCAGAUUACUUCCACUAUGUCAGGACGGUAUGCGGGGGAGUGAUGUAUCCAGCCCUGAAAGACAACAGUGGGAGUCAUGGCUCUCCCAUCAACGGCACGUUACAGGGCAUCUUCUUCAGCUGCAACACAGAGUUUGACACAGGCCUGCCCCCCAAUGACUCCCCCUACGGCCCUCUGCGUUUCCAGAUCCCUGCAGGAUACCUCCUGAAUCCCUCCACCUGCCUCUACUUCGCUGACUUCUACUGCAUGUACACGGCUUACCACUAUGUUAUCCUGGUGCUGGCCCCUGCUGGAUCGGAGGGGGAUAACUUUUGCCGCAGCAGGCUACCCAAACUGGACCUGGCUGACAACCCCUUCCUCACCUACAGCCCCCCACAGAGGGAGGGGGAGGAGCCUGUCUUUUGCCACACCCGUGAUGUCAUCUUGGAAGUGUUCUUCACUGAGCCCGUACACCUGGGGCAAGGCACGCUGGUGGAGAUCAGUGGUCACCACCAGCUGAUGAGCCAGUCCACGGCCAACGCCAAGAAGGAUCCCAGCUGCAAGGUCUGCAAUAUCAGUGUGGGCCGCUAAGGGAGACCGAGAAGACUGUUAGUGGGACGAACUAUGGAUUGCUCGAACAUGGGACACCCCACCUGCCUGACUAUGUGCAUGCUCAUGACAACCCUAGCAGAAAAAGACUGCCAGUGAAUAAACCUGCAUCUCAGCCAAUGACACCACUUUCACACUGUUUGCUGCCAUGCACCCCAUUCCUUUAAAAAUUAGUAAGAAA